AUGGCAUCUUCCUCCCAUAACACUUUUGAGGGAGUAGAUGAUGAUAGUUUUGAUCAAUAUUUUGAUCAAUAUCAUGAUCAACAUUUUGAUCAAUCUUUCGAGAAUUUGACCACUGCUUCGGGUGAUCAAGGAGAAGAAAGGAAAAGAAGGAAAAAACGAAUUCAUAUUGAAAGAAAUCGUGAAGAAGGCAAUGUCCGUUUAUGGAACGAUUAUUUCAGUGAAACUCCAACUUAUCCUGAUAAUCUUUUCCGACGACGAUUUAGAAUGAACAUGCCAUUGUUCAUGCGUAUCGUUCUUCGACUCUCAAAUGAAGUUGAUUUCUUUCGACAAAGGAAAGAUGCUCUCGGAAGGGCUAGUCUCUCUCCCCUUCAAAAGUGUACCGCGGCCAUUCGUCUCUUGGCAUAUGGUAGUGCGGCUGAUACAGUUGACGAAUAUCUCCGACUCGGUGAAACUACUACUCGGUCAUGUUUGGAACAUUUUGUGGAAUGA
Molecule: messenger RNA, 489 nt
Organism: Brassica napus (rape)
Lineage: Eukaryota; Viridiplantae; Streptophyta; Magnoliopsida; Brassicales; Brassicaceae
Exons: 1
Coding region: 1-489 (162 amino acids)
Source: RefSeq, a predicted model, not a curated record